AUGGCUGCACCCAGCAACUCUGCCACACAGGACCCCUCUCUGUGCCACCAGGAUCCUCAGCCUGAAGAGUAUGACAUGGCCUGCGAAGCCUCCCGCCAGCUCUUCAGGCAGUUCCAGUAUGAUGAAGCAGAAGGGCCUCAAAAAGCCUUCUGCAAACUCUGGGAACUUUGUUCCCAGUGGCUGAAGCCACAGACUCGGUCUGUGGAGCAGAUCCUGGCGCUGCUAGUGUUGGAGCAGUUCCUGCACAUUCUGCCCACAAACGCAGAGACGGAGCCGUUCAGCCCGGAGAUCAGACAAAGACUUUUCACCCUGAUAGAAGGCCUGAAGAAAGAGGACAGAAAGCCAGGAAACAAGGUGAAGAAUCUUGGGAUCAACAUGCGUGACAUGCUCUUGGAAGAACUGAUGUCGAUGGGUAUAUUUCUCACACAAUCAAACGCAUCCGUGAGUCUACCUGCAUUCCAGCAAACGGAACCUGUCCAGGAAAUCCCUGAGAUCCCACCAGAAGAGCCAUGGGGGAGAAUUUUUGAUGGUUAUGGCCAAAGCCAGCCCUUUCUGAAUAUUGAAUUCCAUUUAACCAGAGAAUAUGAACAACUGGAACCUCCUGGCAAUGAGCCCCCAGAACAGCUUCUGGCUGACUACGUGGAGCCCGAGGAAAGCCAGAUAUACUACCAACAGGAGAUGCCAGGGAGCUUUCUGGAUGCACAGCCCUCCAGCUCUGGAGCCCCCCCACAGGCUCGUCCCCACAAGAAGCCUAACUCUGGUGCUCAGUUAGGGCUGUGCUUUGCUCACUGGAAGCAAUAUAAUAUUUACCUGAAACUCCACAGAAAGAAGGUAGUAGCACCAGGGGGCCUUAGAGGUGGGACAGGGUCAGGCAUCUCUGGGCAGCAGCUUGUUAGCCAGGAGGAGGAUACCCGUGAGCAUGCUAUGGGCAAUAGUCCAUCCCCUAGUGUGUCACAGGCAGAAUAUUUGGAUGAUGAAAGACAGCAGUGUAGACUAUGUAAGAAGGAGUUUAUGCUUCAGUUGGGCCUGAGAGAAAAUGUGAAAACUCAUGCAGUUUCAAAACCUUACCAGUGCUCCUUCUGUGGGAAAUUCUUUAGGGGGCAGUCACAUGUCACUGCACACAUAGUGAAACACACCAACGAGAGACCAUUCAUAUGUGAACACUGCCAGAAAAGCUACAAACACAAAUCUAGCCUGUUGAGACACUUAAAACUCCAUGCAAGGGAUCUUGAAAACAAGGGAAGCCAGGCUCCUCAGAGCCUUAUGCACAAUGAAAGCCAGCCUGCAGACUUCCCAGCAGAAUCCCCCCAGGACUGUGUUGAUGGAAACAAGUCCUAA
This is a messenger RNA of Arvicanthis niloticus (Nile rat), 1338 nucleotides long. NCBI's taxonomy places the organism in Eukaryota, Metazoa, Chordata, Mammalia, Rodentia, Muridae. The record is from RefSeq and is a predicted model, not a curated record.